This is a messenger RNA of Cyphellophora europaea CBS 101466, 1428 nucleotides long. RefSeq lists its product as uncharacterized. The coding region runs from base 1 to 1428 and encodes 475 amino acids. NCBI's taxonomy places the organism in Eukaryota, Fungi, Ascomycota, Eurotiomycetes, Chaetothyriales, Cyphellophoraceae. Gene Ontology annotation, molecular function: catalytic activity. The transcript is spliced from 2 exons. The record is from RefSeq and is a predicted model, not a curated record.
AUGGCGUUGCCUCGCCGCCUUAUCACGCCGCGAGGCCCCUUCUACCGCUCGCCAUUCCCAAGCCUUGCCCCGAGACAAAUACUUAGCAACAUCGCCUUCCUAUCCCUCCGUCGCAACAAUAGCACCGCCACCACCACCACCACCACCAGCGCCGCCAACCCCUUUCCCACGGACCCCAACACGCAGCACCUCCCCCUGCACGGCCUCAAAGUCCUGGACCUCUCCCGCGUCCUCGCGGGGCCCUUUUGCACGCAGAUCCUGGCCGACUACGGCGCCAGCGUGUUGAAAGUCGAGCAGCCCGGCACGGGGGACGAGACGCGGCUGUGGCGCACCCAGGGGGAGACGGCGCAGAUGUGGAAGGCGUCGCACCCGCUGAUGUCGCUGUAUUUCGCGAGCAUCAACCGCAACAAGCGGUCGAUGACGCUGAAUUUGAAAGACAAGCGGGCGGUGGAGAUGGUGAAGGCGUUGGCGAGCCGCAGUGAUGUGGUGGUGCAUAAUUUCUUGCCGGGAAAGGCCGAGGGCAUGGGGCUGGGGUGGGAGAGUCUGAGGGAGGUGAAUCCGAGGCUGGUGUAUGCGAGUGUGAGUGGGUAUGGGGCGACGGGGCCGAGUAGUCGGCGGGCGGGGUAUGAUGCGAUUGCUCUGGCGGAGAGUGGGUUGUUGCAUAUCACGGGGGAGAGGGAUGGGGGGCCGACGAAGCCGGGCGUGGCGAUUGCGGAUCUGUGUACGGGCUUGUAUUGUCAUGGGGCCAUACUUGCGGGGUUGAGGCAGAGGGAUGCGACGGGCGAGGGGGUGAGGUUAGAUGGGAGCUUGUUUGAGACGGGCCUGAGUUUGUUGAUUAAUGUUGGGUUGGCGAGUUUGAAUCUGGAUCGGGAGGGAGGGAAGAGGAGGAGAGGGGGGAGGUAUGGACUAGGGCAUGCGGCGUUGGUGCCGUAUGGAGGGUUUGAGACGGGAGAUGGACGCAUGUUGUUUGUGGCGGCGAACAAUAACAGGCAGUGGAAGAUGCUGUGUGAGGUGAUGGGGGUGAGGGAGUUGUCGGAGGUGGACAAAUUUGGGAGCAAUGAUGGGAGGGUGGAAAACCGGGAUGAGAUUAAUGGGCUGUUGCAACAGCGCUUCAGCCAGAAAACGCUGACAGAGUGGCUCGAGGUAUUUGACGGGUCCGGUCUGCCGUAUGGGCCUAUAAAUGAUGUCGUUGAGGCGUUGGAAGACAAACAAAGCCUUGCUAGGGAAAUGGUCGUCGAUAUCGGAGACUUCGAGGCGGCCAAAGACGGGAUCCUGCGAACUAUUGGUCCAGCGGUGAAGUUCGAAGGAACAAAAAUGCAGGUCCGUCGAAAACCGCCACUGCUGGGUGAGCACACAGACGAGGUUCUUGCAGAAAUGGGUUAUGAUGAAGCCGGAACGAAACAGCUCAGACACGAAGGCGUUGUAUAG